Molecule: messenger RNA, 2564 nt
Organism: Rhododendron vialii
Lineage: Eukaryota; Viridiplantae; Streptophyta; Magnoliopsida; Ericales; Ericaceae
Product: F-box/LRR-repeat protein 3-like
Exons: 8
Coding region: 223-2217 (664 amino acids)
Biological process (GO): SCF-dependent proteasomal ubiquitin-dependent protein catabolic process
Cellular component (GO): SCF ubiquitin ligase complex
Molecular function (GO): protein binding
Source: RefSeq, a predicted model, not a curated record
CUGGUACUCCAACAGUUACGGACUAGUACUACUUCUCAUUUCUCCUCCAACCACUCUCUCUCUGUCUCUCUCUCUCUCUCUCUCUCUCUCAUAAUUUCAUUCGCCUCGCCACCCAAACAAGAUUCCCCACAAAGGAAAAAUAAAAUAAAACUCCCCAUCCAUAAAUCUUCUUCAACCUUCAAAUCCAUUUUUGAUCAUCUCCCUCUCCGUCCAUACCAUUCCAUGACCACAAUGAAAAGGCAAAAAUCACCAUGCAACAACUUCGACCUCCUCUCCGAGGAACUCAUCCUCUCAAUCCUCGACCGCCUCGACUCGAACCCACUCGACAAGAAAUCAUUCUCCCUCGUCUGCAAAUCCUUCUACUCCGUCGAGUCCCACCACCGCACCACCCUCAAGCCCCUCCGCUCCGACCACCUCAAAAAGACCCUGACCCGGUACCGUUUCGUAACCCACCUCGAUUUCUCUCUCUGCCCCCGCAUCACCAACGCCUCCCUCUCCGCCGCCGCCUCCGUCUGCGGCGGAAUGCUGAGGUCCGUCGAUCUCUCGAGAUCCAAGUUCUUUACCCACGUGGGUCUGUCGGGUCUCGUGACGAAUUGCUCGAACUUGGUCCAGAUUGACCUGUCCAACGCGACGGAGUUGAGGGAUCCGGCCGCGGCCGCGAUUGGGGAGGCCAAAAAUCUGGAGCGGUUGUGGCUGGCGAGGUGCAAGGGGAUUACGGAUAUGGGGAUCGGGUGUAUCGCUGUUGGGUGUAGGAAGUUGAGGUCGAUUAACUUGAAGUGGUGUUUGGGGGUUGGUGAUUUGGGUGUGGGUUUGAUUGCUGUUAAGUGCAACGAGAUCCGUAGCUUGGAUCUCUCUUACUUGCCGAUCACCAAUAAAAGCCUACCAUCAAUCUUGAAACUACAAUACCUUGAAAAUCUGGUUCUGGAGGGAUGCUUUGGUAUUGAUGAUGACAGCCUUGCAGUCCUCAAACAAGGGUGCAAAUCAUUAGAGACCCUUGAUAUGUCAAGUUGUCAAAAUGUUAGUCACGUGGGCCUGUCUUCUCUAACAAGUGGUACUGGAUGUCUACGGCAACUUACAUUAGCAUAUGGCUCUCCUGUCACUCCUGCUCUUGCUGAUACGUUGCAAAGGCUUUCCACAUUGCAAUCAAUCAAACUAGAUUGUUGUCCAGUCACAUGUUCCGGACUGAAGGCUAUUGGAAAUUGGUGCGUAUCACUAAGAGAGAUCAGCUUAAGUAAAUGCUUGGGAGUGACGGACGAAGGUCUUUCUUCCUUGGUUACAAAACACAAAGACUUGAGGAAGUUAGAUAUCACAUGCUGCCGCAAGAUCACUCACGUCUCAAUUGCCCACAUUACAAAUUCAUGCACCUCUCUUACAUCCCUCAAAAUGGAGUCAUGUACUCUGGUACCAAAAGAAGCUUUUGUACUAAUUGGACAGCGUUGCCUUCUUCUCGAAGAGCUUGACCUUACAGAUAAUGAAAUCGACGAUGAAGGUUUGAAGUCCAUCUCAAGUUGUUCAAAACUCUCCAGCUUAAAACUCGGAAUCUGCCUUAACAUAACGGAUAAAGGGCUGGCCCAUAUUGGCAUGUGCUGCUCAAAACUUAUGGAGCUUGAUUUGUACAGGUCAGCAGGAAUAACGGAUUCUGGCAUUCUGGCAGUUGCUGGUGGUUGUCCUGGCCUUGAGAUGAUUAAUACAUCAUAUUGUCAAGAUAUCACUGACAGCUCUUUGAUGUCCUUGUCAAAAUGUUCUAAACUGAACACACUUGAAAGUCGUGGGUGUUCCCUUAUUACGUCAUUAGGUAUAACGGCGAUUGCUGCUGGAUGUAAGCAACUCAUCAAGCUCGACAUAAAGAAAUGCUGCAAUGUCGAUGACACCGGAAUGAUCCCACUUGCUCACUUCUCUCAAAACCUCAGACAAAUAAAUUUGUCUUAUAGCUCAGUGACAGAAGUGGGGCUUCUGUCGCUUGCCAGUAUCAGCUGCUUGCAGAGUAUGAAUAUAUUGCACUUGAAAAGGUUGACUCCGAGUGGAUUGGCAGCUGCUCUAUUGGCAUGCGGUGCGCUUACAAAAGUGAAGCUCCAGGCCUCCUUUAAGUCAUUGUUACCGAAACCCCUUUUUGAACAUCUAGAAGCCCGCGGGUGUGUUUUUCAGUGGAGAGAGAAGGUGCUUCAGGCUGAAUUGGACCCGAAGUGCUGGAAAUUACAGUUUGUAGAUGUUCAGUAAGCUGUUUUUGAAGCUUCAGUCUGGUUGGGAAGUUUCAGCUCCCUCUCUUCACUCUACGAUCACUCUGGAUAAUGCAGAGGCCAAUCGUGUGUAUUAUGGAUGCGGGUUUUGUUGACUGAAGAGAUUUAAAAAUCAUGAAGAAUUAAUGUUCAAUGAACUGCGCAUGCUCUCUAAGGAAGGGCUGUGUGUAGUGUAGUUUUAUCAUGGCCAGCAAUCAAGGUCAAUUAGAUAGUAAGGGUAGAGAGUAUUUGAUAUAAGAAUCACUUAGGUAUUCUUCUGCCUAUUAAGUUUUGUAACUGGGAUCACAUUCGGGAUAUUUUAUUACAAGGUUUGGGAUUUUUGAUCUA